Brassica oleracea var. oleracea is the source of this 777-nucleotide messenger RNA. RefSeq lists its product as uncharacterized. The coding region runs from base 1 to 777 and encodes 258 amino acids. The record is from RefSeq and is a predicted model, not a curated record. Lineage: Eukaryota; Viridiplantae; Streptophyta; Magnoliopsida; Brassicales; Brassicaceae. The transcript has 2 exons.
AUGGAGUUGAAAAGGAACAUGGCAAUCGAGUUUGAGAUGAGUGAUCUUGGAAAGUUGACAUACUAUUUGAGCAUUGAAGUACAUCAGUUUGACGGAGGUAUUACAUUGAAACAUAGCCAAUAUGCGAUGAAGAUCCUUGAGGAAAGUGGAAUGGGUACGUGCAAUUUAACUCAUGUUCCUAUGGACUUUAACGUGAAACUAUCCAAGUCGCAUGCAAAGAAGAAAAUUGAUGAAACAGAGUACAGAAGAAACAUAGGUUGCUUGCGAUAUUUGUUGCAUACUCGUCCGGACUUAUCAUUCAGCGUUGGGCUACUAAGUCGAUACAUCCAGCAACCAAAAGAAUCACAUGGAGCAGCGUUGAAACAAAUACUGAGAUAUGUACGCGGAACUACCUCUCUUGGUCUUAUGUUCACUCGAUCGGCAAAGCUGGAAGUAGUUAGGUUUAGUGAUAGCUCACAUAAUGUCGAUGAAGAUGAUGAAGAAAGAGCACUAUCUUCAUGUGAGGCUGAAUUCGUGGCUGCCACAGAAGCAGCAGAAAAGGUGAUAUGGUUACAAGAAUUACUUGGUGAUAAUGUCGAUGAAGAUUUUGGUAAGACCACAACGGGUCACAUAUUUUAUCUUGAUGAUAGUCCGAUAACAUGGUGUUCUCAGAAGAAAGAGAUUGUUGCACUAUCUUCGCAUGAGGCUGAAUUCUUGGCUGCCACAGAAGCAGCAAAAAAGGUGAUAUGGUUACAAGAAUUACUUGGUGAGAUCGUGGGAAAGGAUGCGAGAAAGUGA